AGUUAUUAAAAUAUUGAAUAGAUAUUUAAAUAAGACCACCUGUUGAUCGAUUUUAUGAAGGAUAGAAGAUAUUAUCUUUAAAAUAUUUAUGAUAUUUGAAUUUUGUGUGUGAAUAUUUUAUGAAAUUAUCGUCUACUUUACAGUAGAUGUGGUUUUUUUUUUUUUUUACUUUAACGUUAUACUUCUUCCUGUUUUUGAUGGAAUAGUUGAGCAAAUGAUUUAUUUGCUCGAUUAUCCCGCAAAAAUUUGGAAUGUUAUAAUGAUAAAGUGAUGUUUCUUUAUAAGAUUUUCACGAUUUUUAUUGUAUAAAACAUCUCUAGAAGCCCUAGAAUGUUAGUUAGUCGAGCAAAGUUUGCCCAUUUAUUUUUGUUGUCUACAAUGCUGAACACGUUUCGAUAAGGUUGUCUGGCUUGUCUAUUGCCUCAGGAUAUACAAAUAUCAACAGUAACGCAAGUUAAUGCAUCUAUAUAAGUAGCCUGGAUAGUAGCGUGAUGUACUAUAACUGAGAUAAGACAGACACCAAUAUCCUUCUAACAACUCGUCCUCCCAGAAGAAAGCUAAUUUAAUAUAAUGCAUGAUAUUAAAAUCAUCAAAAUUUAUAUGAAAUGAGUGUUUAGAAAAUUAAUUUAAUAACUGAAUUAUUGACAAAAUAAUAAAUCUAUAUUGUUUUUAUUUUAAAAAUUCAUUAAAUAAUCAAUUAAAGUUAAUUAUAUUCUAAAAAUUAGCGCAAUUUUCAAGUAAAAUCGUGGUUAAAAGUAUAAAGUUAAUGAGUACGUAUUAUAUAUAAAAUUCUUCAAAGAAUUUUUUAUUAUAUUCAAAAUUCACUCUUCUGUAAUUAGUAGAGUGUUGAAACACGAUAAAUUCUAACGGAAAGAAGGUCAACACGUGAAUAUUGACCCUUCUCUACUUAGAUAAAGAAACCGCUCUAAUGCGUGUCAAAGUUCAAUGACAAUGUGAUAAUUUGAUAAAAACACUUCAUACACCCUUAACACGAACAUGCAUUUCUUGAAAAUUUUAAAGGAAAUUUGAGGUUAAGGUAAAAAAAGUGCUUUUUCUAUAGUUUCAUACAGAAUUUGUUCUCUGUAAACAUUCUUAUUCAUAAUCAUGCUUUGAGAAGCUGAUGAAUUAUCAAUAAGAUGCACGACAGAAUAUAUAAUGAUACAUUGAUAGGACUAUUUAAAAUAUGGAUAUUGAAAUUUUAAGGAUGAAUAAAUCUAUUAAAUUUGUGAUAAUAUUUGUUUAGUUUAAAAUUUAUGAAGUAGGAUACUAUUAUUUUAUUAAUUUUCAAAAGAAUAUAUUAAUGAUCGUUAUAUAAAUAUUUAAUAAUAUUAUUCUAUAUUUUCUAUCAAUUCGAAUGUAUUAUAUAUAUAUAUUCUUCUUGUAUAAAAAUACUUAAUCGAAUGCCUGUUUUAAUUUCCAUCUUUAUCGAUUUAAUAUUCUAUUACAAAAUUCAAUUCUUUUCACGAGUGACGUUUGUCAUACGUUACACUUAUAAAUUUAUUCGAACGAAUAAAAAUUUAUACAAAGAAUAAAUUUCUUUUCCUCUGGCAAACUAAACUCUCGGUUUGAAGGGCUUGAAAACACACAAAAAAAUCCCUUACUAACCAAUUGCUUGAAGUAACAGCACCGCAAGAACAUCAAGACUUCUCUAUUGCACCUGCACGACCAUUCCUAACCCCCAUAACAAGGGACGAAAAAGUCACAGAGCGUAAUUAUUCAGAUAUUCGUUCUCUUUUUUCUUCCCCGUCUCUCUUCAGACCCUGUUGUUCAACACCCUACAGGUUCGUCAUUUAGUUGGAAACACUAGAAGAAAGCUAUCUUUUCGUCACGUAGGGAGCGUGGUUAUGCAGCUGCUUCAUUCCAUCAAGUACAGCAUGGACGUACCCUUUGCACAUGUUGCUGUGGUGAACAACGCGGAAAGAAAUGUUAAGAAGGUGAAACAGGUGCAUACGACAGCAAUCGAAAAUGGCUGAGAAAUUAAGAAAACCGUUUAGAAAAAGGCAUUCUUCAAUCAGUCAACCAACUAACAGAGUGAAUAAAUAUUUAGCGCAAGCAAUCGAAGCAAGAAGCGUUGAUAGAGAGAAAACGAAUCAUGUCAACAGAGUUACCCUAUGUUUUAGAGAUAAAGAAAGAGAAAAACAAUAUCAUGAAGAGAAAGAUCACGGCUUUGUUAAUAGUAUUGCCUGUACCCUUGGUGUUUUGGUAAUUUUAGGUGUAGUGCAAAUCCUGGUGUUACCAAGGACCAUUUUAUUAAUCGUUUUAUUUGCUGUUGCUUUGAUUUGGAUAUUAGCUCUGUUUAUAUUUGUAUUAGGAGCUCAUUUAAAGUGGAUAAAAUGGGAGAUCAACCGACUGUUUGUGCUACGUCUUAGUAUUAUUAUCAUCACUAUUUUCUCAGUUUAUGCUGUUGUACAAAUUAAUAUGUUUUCUUGUAUCAAUGAAGCAAUCCUGUGUACAAAUUCUACUGAUUUAGUACAAGAGUCAAUUCUAAGUGAAUACAAAAUUUGUCCACUGCCCAAUUAUAUAGUUUUGACCUGCGUGAUAACAUUUUUUCCUUUAGUUGUAUUCCUAAGGAUGCCUAAUUUAGUUAAAGCCACAUUACUCUUGCCAAUGACGGCUAUCUUUCUGUUGAUGAUAGAAAUGACUCAUACAGAACUGUUUCGUUGUUAUGAUCAGAGGAUAGAAUCAAAAACACCUCAUCAUAUUAUAGGUGUAAUUGUUAUUUUGCAUUUUAUGCUUGCGGUUUUAAUUCAUGGAAGACAAGUUGAAUGGACAGCAAGAUUGGAUUUUUUAUGGAAUGUUCAGGCUUUGGAAGAGAAACAUGAAAUGCAUGAAUUACAGAAUAGUAACCGAAGAAUUUUAUUUAAUUUACUUCCAGCUCAUGUUGCUGCACAUUUCCUAGAUCAUCAAUUUCUUAGUAAUAUGGAACUUUAUUAUCAAUCCUAUUCAAAAGUUGGAGUUAUGUUUGCAUCUAUACCAAAUUUUCAUGAAUUUUAUAUGGAAUUAGACGGAAAUAAUCAAGGAGUAGAAUGUCUUCGGCUCCUUAAUGAGAUUAUAGCAGACUUUGACGAGCUUUUAGAUGAUAAAAGAUUUCAUGGAGUUGAUAAAAUAAAGACAGUUGGUAGUACUUAUAUGGCAGCAAUGGGUUUAAUGCCUGAUGUAAGAAUACCGGAUGAUAAUGUGGAACUUGCAGCACAUUAUAUGAGCACUUUAGUGGAAUUAGUUUUGACCAUGAAGGAUCGAUUGGCUGAUAUUAAUGAGAACUCAUACAAUAAUUUCAUGCUGAGAGUUGGGCUUAAUAUUGGUCCAGUUGUUGCUGGUGUCAUUGGAGCGCGCAAACCUCAAUAUGAUAUUUGGGGAAAUACUGUUAAUGUGGCAAGUCGUAUGGAUAGUACAGGAUUACCCAGUCAUAUUCAAGUUACAGAAGAAGUAUAUAUUUUGCUCAAGGAUUAUCCUUAUGUUUUUCACUGUAGAGGUAAAGUAAAAGUGAAGGGGAAAGGUGAAAUGACUACAUAUUUUCUCACAGAUAGAAAAAAUGGUCAGCAAACUGGGCCUUAUAAUGAGAAUCGUAAGUUACCUGAAGUGCCUGGUUCUUCUGCAGGAGGUGUACCAGGUGGUGUGCCAACUCCUCUUAGUUUAAUAGGACCAAAUGCUAGAAGAAAUAGUAGUGGCUCUAGUCCGGCUCACAACAGUAAGCCUGAAGGUACCCAAAGUCCUCCUCAAAAUCACAGUAGUUUAUGGUACAAAUCACCUCAAGAUCAACCAGAAACACUAUUAGAAGAAGACACUGGUUCUCAAAGUUCUAUUGGAGGUCCAUUAUAUACUCAACCAAAGCCUAUUGUAGUAAAUACUCCACCUAAAACUUAUUCUCAAUCUAGGCCUCGAUCAAUGAGACCGGAGGGAAGGGGCCAGUCUAUAUCCUCUAGCAUUUCUUUCGAUGAAGGCACUCCAGUUUCUUCCUCACAACAACCUUCUUUGAAACGAGAGACUCCUUGGGAUAGUCUUCGCAAAAUAACUAGUCUUGUGCCACCACCUGCUACUGAUGAUGAUAAAAGUAUUCCCAAUUCCACACCUCCCAAAAGCUAUGCAAAUUCUAGAUUACAGAGAUUUUCAACUCCUCCUAGGAAAACAUUUUCAUUUCCUCCAGCGCCUCCACCAGAAAGUGAUGAAGAUAUCCGUGUAAAUAAACCAGAAAGAUGUAUUGACACAGAAGGUCCAUCUUCAAUGGAUAGUUCUUCACUUAAUCAUUCUGUAUCCAGUUCAUCUUGUGAUAGCUUUACCCACACAAAUCUCAUUACAGAACAACCAAAUAUUAGAGGUGAAACACCAACAGGUGUAAAGUGGGUUUAUCCUGUUCAUCAAGAUUCUAGUAUCGAUGGUUCAGUCAACGACACUAGAAUUGAUAUUCUAUCAUCAUCAGGAGAAAGUGGUCCUCCCCUAUAUGGUAGAUUAACUGUAGAUAAACAUUGUUUUCCUGAAGUUGGCACUUCUCCAUCUCAUUGUGCAACAUCGAUCCAGUUUCCCCCACCUCCUUCUGAUAAAGAUUUUCGAGCAAAACCCAUUCUCCUGCUUUCUGUUAGACCAUCCGACCCUUCAAAAAAAUUUCCAUCAUAUAGUGGUAGUUCAACUAACAGUAAUUCCUCUACGCCAUGUAGUGGUGCACCCAAGGAACCUUGGAGAAAGGUUGAACAGCAUAUGCAAAAUACAUCUCCUCUUGACACACGUAGUAGUAAUUCUGAUAUUAGAUAUCUGCAGCAGCGUCAAAAUUCAGCUGAAACAACAUCGUCACUUAUGACAACACCUGAAGAUGAUGCCCAGAAUUUGAGUUUGGGUGAAGUAGCAGGACCAUUACCAACAACUAGAUGGAUGCCUUUUAGUGGAAAGAAAUAUAUGUUGGAAGAAACUGCUAAAGGAGAAGAGGAGGAUACUAGAACGGCAUUGCUGUAUGGAGAUUCUUGUUUGAGAGAUAUCUUUUAUUCAGAACCAGCUGAAAAUAAAUGUGGAACUAUACCUAUUCAAGAAGAAAAAACAAAAGGAAUUCCUCUUCAAGAUUUAAAAAAUGCAAAAAAUGUGAUUGAUGAAUUAAAUGAAUCAGAGUUAGGAAAGAAACCUAUAGUUGAAACGGCAAUAAGUGACAGAAUUAACAACAAUCCCAUAGUUCUUAAAUUUUCAGAUCAUGAAACCACCAAAGACCACGAGGGCAAUGUCUGCUAUCGACCCAGUGAUAGUACUCAAAAUGCCUACCAAAGAGUGCCUAACUAUUUACCUACAGAGAGUAGGAAGGGUGCAUUGAAAACGGAGUUUAGUGCAGAUGAUUCUGAAUCAGAUGAUGAUGGAAAUGAAGAAGAAGAAACUUCAGAUGAAAUGCCAUUAAUAGCAGAUCAUCCCUAUUCUGGUAAUGAUCCUGCUCUAGAAAAUGUGUCUCUGAUGAAUGAACAAGGACUGACUGAUGCAGAAGGAGCUCUCAGCGACCUAAACUCCAUGUUCAAUGAUCCAGGACAUGAAGCAGAUAUGGAUGAUACUAGUCUCUCUUCUCGUGCAAGCAGCCAUGUAUUUGACAGUGAUCAACUACUUAGUAUUGAUUCACUAAACAUUGUGUAUGAUUCUGAAUAUGACAAUUAUAAACCAGGCAUGAUUAGUGAUGAUGAUAUUUUUCACCCUGAGCCAAUUAGUGACUUGGAUUAUUAUGAUGGUAGCAAUCUACGAUCAGUUACAGAUAGCAUCACCAAAAAUUUUGGUCAAGGAAGAACUAUCAGUGAAAAUGAUGAUAGUGAGGAAGGUUGAUCGAGGCCUUUUGUGUAAGAAUAUUUAUAUAGGUAUGUAUAUUUAAGUAAAUUUAUAGACAUUGACUCUAUUCAGUGCAUUGAAGUAGUGGUUUGCUUCUAGAAAAUCAUCUCGACUUUAGAAAGCAUUUGUCAUCAAAAAUAUCUAAACCGAGUAGAUCUUCCAUCAUUAUUUGCAUUCAUAGCAAAUAUAUGAUUGUAGACAUAUCAGAAAAGGACAUUCUUUAUUUUAAUGCUUGAUGGAAAAAAAAUGAAAUUCGUAAUGAAUUGCUUAAUUUAAGGCUGAUAUUUAUACAUGACAGCCGUCAUUGCAAGCAGUGCCUCUCCUUUGUUACUGAUUGUUUGAUUCUGUUAGAAAGAAAAUAGCAAAUUGCCUAAGAAAGUGAGGAAGAGAAUGAGAAAUGAUCUAAGAGAAGCAAUUAAUGAUCCUUUUGUUAGUAAAAGGGAAUUUUAAAAAUCUCCCAUUAUAUUAAAAACCAUUAACAGAAUAUAAGUUUUAACCAUAUAAAAGAUAAUCCUUUAGAGUGCCAGUUGACAAAAUAAGUUAUAGAAUAUCAAGUGUUUACGGGUAUCUUGAGAAAAACACAUUCAAAGUUUUUAUUUAUCCAGAUUUACUAUACAAGAUAAAAAAAUGCAGUAUACAAGGCCCCAUUAAUUUUGUUUAAGAUACAAGAGUAAUGAUAGGAAUCAUAUUAAAUACAAGUAAUUAAUUAUAAAUACAAAUAUAUAAGAAUGAUUCUAAUGCAAAGUGUAAUAAUGGGAUGAAGUAUUACAAAGAAUGUAUUGAUUCUGAUAUAUGGAUAAUCAGGAUUAAAAAUAAAACAAAGAAAUUCUUCUAGGUAAUCUUUUAUUAUAAUUAAGAAUUAAUAAUUGUAUUUCCAUAUAAGACAUAAUUUGCAAUGUGGUAAUUUUGGCCUUAACUACAUUAUAUAUAUUUUCAGAAUUUUUAUUCUUCCAUGUGUUUUCUGUGUCACAUUCUUAAGUGAAUUUUUCACUUAUAAUCCAAUGCAUUUAAAAGGUCAUUUAUUGUUAAGAAAAAUCCAUUUAUAUAUAUAUAUAUAUAUACUUUUCUUGUUGCUUGAAUUUUCUGAUGUUUUAAUUGUAAGAAAGCAACCUAUAUAGAUUUUUAAAUAUCUUUAAAAAAUUUUAAUAGAGGUUCUCCGAAUUCAAUUAGUAAAAGACAGUAAUAUAAUUUAGAACCAUAAUUUUUUGAUGUUGCAAAAAAUAAAUAAUCAAAUAAAAUAUCUAAAAA
Molecule: messenger RNA, 7032 nt
Organism: Centruroides sculpturatus (bark scorpion)
Lineage: Eukaryota; Metazoa; Arthropoda; Arachnida; Scorpiones; Buthidae
Product: Ca(2+)/calmodulin-responsive adenylate cyclase-like
Exons: 14
Coding region: 1966-5781 (1271 amino acids)
Biological process (GO): adenylate cyclase-activating G protein-coupled receptor signaling pathway; cAMP biosynthetic process; intracellular signal transduction
Cellular component (GO): plasma membrane
Molecular function (GO): adenylate cyclase activity
Source: RefSeq, a predicted model, not a curated record